AUGGAUGAGAUCAGAAGUGAUGACAUGGAGAAGCAAGACGAAGUUAUGUUACCUGGCUUCAGGUUUCAUCCAACUGAUGAAGAGCUCGUCAGAUUCUACCUCAAAAGGAAAAUCCAGCAGAAGUCUCUCCCCAUUGAGCUCAUCAAGCAGCUGGACAUCUACAAGUAUGAUCCAUGGGAUCUCCCAAAACUAGCAAGUACUGGAGAGAAGGAAUGGUAUUUCUACUGUCCAAGGGAUAGGAAGUACCGGAACAGCACAAGACCUAACAGGGUAACCGGAGCAGGCUUCUGGAAGGCCACUGGAACCGACAGGCCGAUCUACUCUUCCGAUGGGAGCAAGUGCAUAGGCUUGAAGAAGUCUCUUGUCUUCUACAAGGGCAGAGCGGCCAAAGGUGUCAAAACCGAUUGGAUGAUGCAUGAAUUCCGGCUGCCGUCCCUCAUUGACCCAUCAUUGCCGCAGAAGCCACUUGAGAAGACCAUUCCACCAAAUGAUUCCUGGGCAAUCUGCAGGAUUUUCAAGAAAACCAAUUCAACAGCGCAGAGAGCGCUCUCUCACUCAUGGGUCUCUCCUCCCUUAUUCGGCACAAACGAAACCUACAUUCCUCCGGCCUCACAGGCCACACAGAGAAGUCGGCACAGCUCAGAGAACACAUCGUCUACAAUGACUGACAUCGUCUCCUCCACCAUCCAGUUCACUGGCAGCAGUUACAUGCGUUCAGUAGUUACCUCUUGCCACAAUCCUCUGAGCAUCAUUGACAGCAGCAGCAGGCCAGCUACGUCGAUAGUGUUUCCUCCACCAUGUGCAGAGCAUCAAACCAUGAGUGUCCUCUCAGCAAUCCCGCUUGAUCUUCCAGCGGGGAUGGAUAUUGCAUCAACGGUCCUCAACGCAUCGUCCAUUUCACUCCAGAACAUGGGCAGGAUCCCCACAAACAUCGAGUUUGGACAACCACAACACUGCAAUAGCAGCAGCAGCAUGGUCAAUAGAUGCACGGUUGAUUUGCCUGACGUUGGCAACAGUGUCAAUGGCACUCCACGGUCGAUCAACUUCCCAUUCAACCUGCAAGGAGUGUUGCAUGAUGAUUGGAGGAUGACCUUCCCUUGGGACUCUCUCCCUUGCACCACCGAGCUCUCAACAAGUUACCAGUCGACCAAGUGCUAUACUUAG
This is a messenger RNA of Phragmites australis (common reed), 1164 nucleotides long. Its product is annotated as putative NAC domain-containing protein 94. The transcript has 3 exons. The record is from RefSeq and is a predicted model, not a curated record. Lineage: Eukaryota; Viridiplantae; Streptophyta; Magnoliopsida; Poales; Poaceae. Gene Ontology annotation, biological process: regulation of DNA-templated transcription. Bases 1 to 1164 code for a protein of 387 amino acids. Gene Ontology annotation, molecular function: DNA binding.